GUGCCUAAGUUUGAUGCAGAGGCAGCCACAAGGAGCCAUGGCAGAAACAAGCCUGGGUGUUUUUGGUACAGUGAAGACAAUCCUACAAAGUGCAGCAGCAGGUUUUGCUUUUGGAGAAGCUGCAUCAUUUGCAGUUGAGCCCUCACUGACUGAAGAUGGCCUCCUGCUGACUGCUGCAACUUUGGCUGCUGGACGAGCUGGCUCCACUGGGGUCGGGGUGGUGACGGCGUGCCUCGUGUUCACCUCACUGCUCGUUUCUCUGGGAAGCGGUCUCCUUCUCGCUGCCAUGGUGAUGAAGCUGUUGACCAAAGUUGGAGUGAGGUUGCCGUGGUUAGUAGAGGUCACAACAGGAGCCUCUGUUGUGCUAGGUGCUGUCACUACUGGAGUGUUAGCCGGUAUCCUUCCACCAUGGAUCUACAUCGCAGCCCAAGGAUUUCUGGUCCUUGUAGUCUACUCGUACUCCAAUAUUAAUGACAUGACCACUGCUCUGUUUAUCAUCUUCACCACUCUCUACCUCAGUGUCGUGUAUGGAAGAAUGGGUAUCUUGGUUGGACUCUUCGUCGUGGGAUUGACCAUCUCUGUGCUUUGUGCCCUUCGAAAGGCUCUGACAGAGAGGAUGACACAAAGACCAAAAUCUAAAAGCGGAUGCCAACUUCUGGAGAGGAUAUUCUUCUACUCGGUUUUUGUUGGCAUCCUGGGAUUUUCAGUAGGUUUGGGAGCAGGUGAAGCAGGAGAAGGGGCUGAAGUGGAGGUGUUUUUUAUGCUGCAGUCGGUCGUCUGGGUGGCGUUUCUGUGUGCAGGGCUGCUCGGAGCUGGUCUGGGAACAGUGGCCACGGUCGGGCUGGGGCCCGAGGUGGCUGGAAAGGUCGCUGUGGGAGCUGCUAUAAUAUCAUCAAUUUCCCUGAGAGCCAUUCUGCAAUCCAGCUCUUCUCUAGGGACCCGAAGCAGCAUGGGGGGAGUGUUAGGAGCAGCUACAGCUGCAGGCGUGUCACUCGGAGCUGCAAGCGUUGCAGCGAAACAGGCGUUUGGGUCUAGAAAUUCAACUUUUGCAGCUUUAGGUUCAGUUGUUGUCGGUGCAAUUCUGGCAAUGCUAGGCGUAGCACUGAAAGCGACUCUCCUGACAAUGUCAGAACUUCUAUCAAUCACUAUUGUUGCAGUAGUGGCGUUUGCCCUGGGUGCACCAAAGAGCCCGUUCCACACUCAGGUAAAUCUACAAAGGGGCCUUCUCACAGGGCCGGAGCUAAUUAAAGGAAUCGGCAUGGAGACGGUCACCGCAGCAGCAGCACCUAUCGGGGCCGGGGCACUUGGGGCUGCAGCACUGGGUACCGCAGCUCUGGGCAGGCUGGGGACUGCGGGAGUUCUGGUGGCUAUAUUGUUGGCUUUGGGAAGUGCUCUUAGUGGCAUGAUAGGAAAAUCACAGCCGACAACAAGCGCACACAGAGACUGAUAACCUGGGUUUAGAUCUGUCAGAACACAAGGCCAAGUGUGUGCAUAUGUAUGUGUUUGCAUUAUUGCAAGUCUAAACUGACAUAAAAGUAAUUUUACCAUUUAAAUGAUAGCUUAUUUGAAUAAAACAUUUUUUUUUACAUAAAAGUUACAAGCUUGAUCAAACCUGACAAUUGUGUCAUAAUCAUGUAUUAUUGUGGCUACCAGUGUUAUAAAGAAUAAAAUUAAUGAUAAAUGUGUAUUUUCUAAAA
Cottoperca gobio is the source of this 1697-nucleotide messenger RNA. RefSeq lists its product as uncharacterized. The transcript is spliced from 2 exons. Lineage: Eukaryota; Metazoa; Chordata; Actinopteri; Perciformes; Bovichtidae. The record is from RefSeq and is a predicted model, not a curated record. Bases 14 to 1447 code for a protein of 477 amino acids.